AUGCCAGGUCUCUUGCUGCAGCACAAUCAUCACAGCCCCGCGGACCUUUGUGUCUACGCAAAUUCUCGCAACCCUUCCGACGGCCCACAUAGCACGCACGACUGCCACGCAUCGCCCAGGUUGCGCCGUUUGCCCAUCUUUGCGUUUAUAGGUUUCUCCCCAGCAACGCAACAAUGUCUAGACGCUCUGCGAUUCAUGCUUCCCCCUGGACAUCCCAUACUAGUCAGCGACGCGUCGCAGAGGUGCCUCGAGACAAUCGAAGAAUACUUUCUUGGCAGCAGCGUCAUCGUCUUUCGACACAUCGACGAGAUGCUGGCCGUUGCAGAUGUCGUCAUCAUCUCGACAGCAGACCAAAUCGUGUCCGAAAUCAUUGCGCGCGUCCUCCCUCGACUGCAAGAAGACUCGACGUUGUGUCUCCUUUCCGAGUCGUGCGAAAUACACGUCUGCACGCGCUCAGACCAACAGUGCACAAGCGACGCAGGACUUUUGCGGCUCGCCAGCUUCCUCGAUCCGCACAGUCUCAUGGUCGAGGGGCGGAGAAGUGAUCUCUCCACAGACGAGAGGAGCAAUCGCGGCAAGCUUGCGCUACAAUGGCUCGCCGCCGCGACGAACCGCAAUGCGCGACCAUGA
Molecule: messenger RNA, 630 nt
Organism: Ceraceosorus bombacis
Lineage: Eukaryota; Fungi; Basidiomycota; Exobasidiomycetes; Ceraceosorales; Ceraceosoraceae
Source: the annotation of a GenBank genome assembly